AUGCCUCCUAAGAAGUCGGAGAUCUCCAAGAACGACCCCAAGAGAGCUGGGAAGAAAAAAGAAUAUUCCAUGGAGUCGCUAGAAGAGUUGGAAGGUGAUCUGACAAAAACUCAUCCAGAAGAAUCCACGGACUCGGAAGAUGAGUUGGAAGUGGAAGGUGAGAUGUCCAAGAAUUGCUGCAUCUACACUGUACCCAAGACGCUGGCAGAUAUCAACACGAAGAAGGCGUACGAGCCCCGGGUCGUCUCCAUCGGGCCCUACCACGGCGGCGAGGAACAAGUCCAGGCGAUGAAGAAGCACAAGCGGCAGUUCCUCAUCAGCCAUUUACUCCAUAGGAAACAAAUAAGUUUAAAUGACUUAUUGGAAAGCAAAAGCAUAAGCCGACUUGCAAAGAAAGCGAGCAAGUAUUAUUCCAAAGAUAUCAAUUACCUCGAGAACGACGAGAUGGAAUGUCGGUUCCUGAAGUUGAUGGUGCUUGAUGGUUGCUUCUUGAUAGAGUUGUUUAAAAAGGCUGACAAAGUAGAGAAAGUGUUCGAACGCGACGACCCUCUGGCCACCAUGGCUUGGGCAGUACCAUAUAUAUACGGGGACCUUCUUCUGGUUGGGAAUCAGAUCCCCUUUUUUGUUCUGGAAGAAUUAUUUCAAACUUUCAAAAUGCCUGGGGACUCCGAUGCUUCCUUGUCCUUGCUGGCUUUGAAAUUCUUAAACAAAGUAAUGCAAAGGCCCGACGGAGUCAUAGACAAUUUCCUCAAGAGGGCAACACGCAAUAAUUAUCCAAAACCAUUGCACUUGCUGGACUUGGUUCGGUCAAGUUUGCUGCUCCAGCCCGAUCAAGAAGAGACCCGUAUUGCCAUUUCCAAUUCAGAGCCAUCAAACAAGAGAAAAGAUCUUAUUUACUGCAUCUCAAAGCUCCGCCGAGCGGGGAUUAAGCUCCGAAGGAGAGAAGCUGACAGCUUCUUGGACGUGAAAUUCAAGAAGGGGAAGGGGAUAUUCUGCAACGGAGUAAUCGAGAUGCCGAAUAUAACCAUAUAA
Molecule: messenger RNA, 1032 nt
Organism: Corylus avellana
Lineage: Eukaryota; Viridiplantae; Streptophyta; Magnoliopsida; Fagales; Betulaceae
Source: RefSeq, a predicted model, not a curated record